This is a messenger RNA of Solea senegalensis (Senegalese sole), 2860 nucleotides long. RefSeq names its product LFNG O-fucosylpeptide 3-beta-N-acetylglucosaminyltransferase (gene lfng). The record is from RefSeq and is a predicted model, not a curated record. Gene Ontology annotation, molecular function: O-fucosylpeptide 3-beta-N-acetylglucosaminyltransferase activity. Lineage: Eukaryota; Metazoa; Chordata; Actinopteri; Pleuronectiformes; Soleidae. Gene Ontology annotation, cellular component: Golgi membrane. Gene Ontology annotation, biological process: pattern specification process; regulation of Notch signaling pathway. The transcript has 8 exons. Bases 118 to 1245 code for a protein of 375 amino acids.
UGAACCAGGACGGACUUUAACUCCUCCUUCUGAGUUUUAUUUAAUUAAAUAGAAGAAAUCCACAUGGACUUUGCUUUGGAGAUAGUCUUUAGUCUUUUUUAACUUUAGGUUUUAAUCAUGUUGAAGAAUAAUGGAAAGAAGUCAGCGGUGUUUGUGGCUGCAUCAGCCGGUCUCUCACUGCUGCUGCUGCUCAUGAUGAUGAUGAUGAUGGUCGCUGUGCAGCAUCACCAGGUCCAGGUGGAUGAGGACACUGGAGGAGGCGGAGGAGAGGACACCGGGACCCGCGCUGUGCUCCGGGAUGCCGCGCAGGGUCCGGGAGUGAAGAAAGGAUUCUCCGCGUACUUCACCAAACUGACCCGCGGGCGCAGAGACGCGGAGAAACCCGCGGGCUCCGCCGCGUCCUCGCUGCCGCCGCCUCCCGCUGAGGACAUCAGCGCCGAUGACAUCUUCAUCGCCGUGAAGACCACCAAGAAGUUCCACCGCUCCAGACUGAGUCUGCUGCUGGACACGUGGAUCUCCAGGAACAUGCAACAGACGUACAUCUUCACCGACGGAGAAGACGAGGAGCUGAAGAAGAAAAUGGGGAGUCAUGCCAUCAACACCAACUGCUCUGCGGCUCAUAGUCGACAAGCGCUGUCUUGUAAGAUGGCAGUGGAAUAUGACAAGUUCAUCGAGUCGGGGAAAAAGUGGUUCUGUCACGUGGACGAUGACAACUACGUGAACGCCCGGACUCUGGUGAAGCUUCUGUCCCAGUAUCCUCACACGCAGGACAUGUACAUCGGCAAACCCAGCCUGGACCGGCCCAUCGAGGCCACAGAGAGGCUGGGGGACAAUAAGAUGAAACCCGUCAACUUCUGGUUUGCCACCGGAGGAGCAGGUUUCUGCGUGAGUCGGGGUCUGGCACUGAAGAUGAGCCCGUGGGCCAGCGGCGGCCACUUCAUGAACACGGCGGAGAAGAUCCGUCUGCCCGACGACUGCACCGUGGGCUACAUCGUCGAGUCGGUCCUCGGCGUCCCGCUGACCCGCAGCAACCUGUUCCACUCUCACCUGGAGAACCUGCAGCAGGUGUCCAGGUCUGAGAUCCACAAACAGAUCACCCUCAGUUAUGGGAUGUUUGAAAACAAGAGCAAUAUCAUCAAUUUGAAAGGGGCUUUUUCUGUGGAGGAGGAUCCAUCCAGGUUCAAGUCUGUGCACUGUCUCCUGUACCCAGACACCCCGUGGUGUCCGCCUCAGGUUGCCUUCUAGGGCGACCGCUCCUUUCUCAUCCUCGUCCCCGUCCGCGUCUCGGUAUCUGAGAGGCGCGAAGGGACCAGUGUUUUUUCGAGUAAGACCGCGCGGUCCGCUGUUGCUGCAGCGGCGCGCGGUCUUCGAUAGUUUUACUGGGCUGCUGUGCGGCCCGCAUCGGGACUAUUUCUUCUUCCUGCUCUGAAGGAACCCCCUCCACCCCCAGCUCUGUGGUGCUCGGGGUGGAAGGACUCCAGGCUCUCGGACAGGAAGAAGCUUUCAGCGUCGAGCUUUUGCAGGCAAUCAUUUGAGCUUUGUGAUGUAUAUGUUGCUUGUAAAUGUAUCUGCAAUUCUCAUAGAAUGUGUCGUCAAAUAUUCAAGCCUUUUUUUUUUUGCCAGCUCUACAUUAACAUUUUCUUCUUUUCUUUUCUUUUUUUAAAAUCUUAUUCCAUCCAUUAUUGUUAACUUUAAUCUUUUAGACCAGAUGACUCCGGACAAACACUCAAGUAUGAAGAUGUUUAUUUGUUUUAGUUAUCAGUGUUAUAUGUUUUUUUUCUCCCACACAUAUUUGAGCUGGCAGGAGGUCGACGUCCAAAAGCUUCAUUUGGUGACUUAAUCUGAGGUUUAUCAGGACAAAAAAAAAGCACUUUUUAAAAAAUGUUUUUCUCUCUAUUUUUGGUGAAAUUAUUUACAUCCGUGACAUUCCUCAGAUUUGUCUCCUAGCUGACAAAAAAAGAAAUAUUAAUAACCCCUCAAAAUCUAUUCACUCUGUUGUAUUUAAUAACACUCCUUGCAUUUGUUACAAUCAGGGAAGAAUAAUGAGUGGAUGAGAUUUUGACUCGGGGUUACAAUCAGCUUUUGAAUUGCUCUGAAAUUUUAUUAUUGUUAUUGUUAUUAUUAAUAUUGCACAGCUGGAAUUUUCAAAUGCGAGCUGAGGUUUUUUUGCUCCUGAGAAAGAACUUCUCACCCUCUCACGCUUCGGCAGAAUCUCUAAGCUCGACAACACACAGAGGAAACCCAAAACAGCAAUGAGAAAAAGCUGCGUCUGAAUAAUAAGCACGUGCGUAAUCCGAGCCACAGUCUUGUUAUACUUCUGCACAAAAGACUGAUGAGCCUCUCUGUUGUUGUUGUUAUUUUCUUAUUAUUGCUGUGAAUGUUCUUUAUUUACACAUAAUAUUGGAUGGUUACUGUCGAGGCCUGUGAGGUGAAAACUUAACCAGGAGCAACAUCAGUGUUUUUUGUUUAUUUUACAUGGAGGCUUUUUUUUUCCUGCUUCCUCUGUGUUGUCUCUCACCCAUAUUGGGUGUCGCUGUACAUCUUGAUGACAGUAUUGUGUACUGUGGCUUUGUGUUUCAAUGAGUAGUGACUGUACAUGUUUAGAAUGUAAUUUCCUCCGCUUUUGUGUGGUCUACGCGACGCUUUCGAUGACCUGGACAUGAUUGUUGUACUGCUUUUUGAACUGUGUCGACUGAACAGCCACAGUGUUUAUUCUCCAGUAUCUGGAGGGUUCGCACAGUUCCUUCCCAAUACUGGCUUCUCAGGGAUUAUGAGCUUUGGUCGUGGUAUCUGCAGCCUUUGGGACCCACAGUGGGACCUAAAACUUUAAAUAAAAGUGCAUAACCACUGAGAAACUUUA